AUGGACUCGGUUUCGGCCACGCUAUCGACCGUCUCGACCAGCGCAGGGAUCGGCAACGGCGCGAGCGAUAUCCGCCGCCUCCGACGAUCUAUCGCGCCGUACCGAGCAGCAGGCGGCCAGCUUGGAGAAACGGCAGCGGCGAUGCAUGAGAUCACCGAAACGGUGAACGAGACCGCCAACAACGCCAAGCGUGCCAAUGAGGUCGUCACCACCACGCGCAGCGACGCCGAACAAUCCUCCGACGUGGUCCGUCGCGCGGUCGAGGCCAUGAACGGGAUCGAGCGGUCGUCGAGCGAAAUCAGCGAGAUCAUCGCGGUGAUCGACGGCAUCGCGUUCCAGACCAACCUUCUGGCGCUGAAUGCCGGGUCGAGGCGGCCCGCGCGGGCGAUGCGGGCAAAGGGCUUUGCCGUCGUCGCCUCCGAAGUGCGCGCCCGGCGCAGCGUCGGCCGAUGCCGCCAGGAUGUGAAGGCCAAGAUCAACGCCUCGACCGAGCAGGUCGAUGCCGGGAUGGAACUGGUGGCGCAGGCCGGCGCCGCGCUGACCCGCAUCACUGGCCGGAUCGGGGAGAUCAACAUGCUGGUCUCCGACAUCGCCCGGCCGCGGCGCGCAGCAGGCAACGGGUCUUCAGCAGGUCAACACCGCCGUGUCCGAAAUGGACGGCGUGACCCAGCAGAAUGCGGCCAUGGUCGAAGAAGCGACGGCGGCGGCGCGCAGCCUGUCGAGGAAACCGACAAUAUGACCCGCCGGUCGCUCGCUUCCGUCUGUCCGAUCGUCCGGCAUCGAGCCCGCGCGCGCGGCUCUCCGGUCCAUCAGUUGCAGGCCCGCGUGGCCCGCCGAGCCCGGGAUCGCGGCGGCGCCGCGUGUCGCGCCUCCAAUGUCGCCGUCGCGAUCGACAAUGGGGAUUGGUCAAGUUCUGACGUCCACUCUUGGGGGGCCGCUGAAAAGCGGCGGUGGAGGGUGUCACGGGUGGCGAGGGGCAAAGCCCUUGUCGAUCGGCGGCACCCUUCAUCGUCUUGGGCCGCCGCCGAGGUUUCGGGUUAA
This is a messenger RNA of Acanthosepion pharaonis, 1041 nucleotides long. Lineage: Eukaryota; Metazoa; Mollusca; Cephalopoda; Sepiida; Sepiidae. The record is from the annotation of a GenBank genome assembly.